AGGGUCCAUAGAUAAUAGCAAACUCGUAGCAAAGCCGAGAAGCGGCAAUAAACGAGACGAUUUCUGUUUCUAUUGCAAAAAAAUGCAGACGGUCAUCAGUCGUCAUUUGGAAACCGUCCAUAAGGAUGUUGACGAAGUAAAAAGAUUCGCAAUUCUUCCAAAAAACAACCCGGAACGAACGCAACUAAUCGAUUUAUUGAGAAAAAAAGGAAACCAUUUGUACAAUACGAGUUCCGAUUACAAUAAAGAUGGUAAACUAUUAGUAGCACGAAGGCCGAAGCAGGAACGACCUGGUACUCAAUAUACACCCUGUCAUAAUUGUCAUGUGAGUCUUUCAAAAAAGAGUAUCCGACGUCAUCGUCAAAAAUGUGUUGGAGCUUCUACGAAAGGUGAUCGAGCGAACACCAUAUUGUCACGACGUACUGAUGGAAGAAUUCAUGCAAACGCAAGUAAACAAUUGCAGCGCAUAUUUGCAGUUUUUAAUGAUGAUCUUGUCGUACAAUUAAUAAGAUACGACGAAUUGCUUAUUGAAUUCGGCAAUGGAAUGGCUGAAAAGUAUAAAAAAGAUCAGCAACAAGCUAUGAUCCGAAAUCGAUUAAGAACCCUCGGUCGUCUUCUCGAAGAAAUGAAAAAAUGCAGAUUGAACGCAGAACCGAAAAUAACAGAUUUCGCUUCGAUUUAUGAUCCAGGAUUGUAUGACUGUAUGCUAAGAGCAGUCAACACUUUGGCUCGUUUUAAUGAAGAGACCGGCGAACACGAAGUCCCAUCAAUCGUUACAUCUCUCGGAACGUACAUAAAAGCCGUUGCUGAAGUGGCAUUGCUCGUUGUGAGAAAAAAAAAAGAUAGAGAAAAACAACUAUUACUCGAAGAUUACAUCUUUAUCCAUGACAAACAAUAUAGCACUAAAAUUAAUAGAGUUGCACACGAAUCCCAAGCUAAGAAAAAACGUCAACAGAAGAAAGUAUUACCAAGUACUGAUGAAAUAAAAAAACUGCAGGAUUACGUCGUCAUCAAGAGAGAAAAAGCAUUCGUUCAACUAAGUGAACGUUAUACCUAUUCUGCGUGGCUAGAGCUGGCUAAAACGACGCUAAUUAGUAUCCAAAUUUUUACUCGACGUCGAGCUGGUGAGUUGGAGAGAACAACGAUAUCGGACUUGAAAAAUGCUGAGACUGUUGAUGAAAAUACCAAUCCCGAGAUUUAUGGAAGCCUUUCCGAGGAUGAGAAAAAAUAUGCCGGACAAUAUACUCGAUUCAUUAUCACAGGGAAAUUGGGCCGUGAUGUACCCGUGCUAUUGGAUUCUAAAAUGCGGGACUGCUUGGAUCUUAUCUUGCGCUAUCGCUCUUCCACUAAAAUAACACCGAAAAAUCCUUAUGUUUUUGGUAUACCCGGUUUUGUUGAUGGGCGUUUUAAAUAUCUUCGAGCUUGCGAUUUGAUGCGGGAAUAUUCCCAAGAAUGUGGUGUUCAGCAUCCUGAGCGCCUACGCGGUACAUCUCUGCGUAAACACAUGGCUACAGUUUGUGCGGCUCGAAACAUGGAUGAAAAUAAAGUGGUAGACAUUGCCAAUUACAUGGGGCACGCAGAAACGAUUCACCGAUCUCACUACAGACAGUCCGUAGUCACGAGAGAUGUUGUUCAAGUUGCGAGAAUUCUUCGCAGUGCUAUGGGACAAGGCGAGAAUGUGGUAGCUGGAGAUGAUCAUACUGAUGACAAUCAAAAUUUUGAAGUUCGAACAAGCGAAGAAAAGCAAAAUAAAAAUACCAAUGCAAAUACAGAAUUGUUAGCUGUAGAAGCCGUUAAGAGUAACAAGAAAAAAAAAGUACUCGUGCCUGAUUCUGAAUCCGGCAGCAGUGAUGAGUAUGAGCCCAAUGAAGAGACCGAAAAUGAUGAUGAUUGUGACGAGGAUGACAUUGAGGAGGAUGAGCCAGCGCCGAAACGAAGGAAAAAAACCAAUUCGACCAAAAACAAAUCCUCCACCAGCAGGGUUGAUCUAUCAAAAAAAAGGAAAUUGCGAUGGACUCCGGAAGAAAAAGUUGCUGCUGCGACUGCUUUUGAGAACGGAAUAAAAAAUGGCAAACUGCCUAGCACGGCCGCAAUGAAAAAAUUUCUUAAAGACAACCCGCAAGUACACCGAACAGUUGCUCAAAUUCGCACGUGGGCUUCAAACGAAAAAAAAAAAUAUCAACGUGGAUAAGUACACGUUAACCUGAACGAUAUCGACGCACUCUAUUUUUGUGAUUAUUGAGAUCAGUCCAAUAGGCUUGGUGUAAACUCCUUACACAUACCAGUGAUUUUCUUUUACAUUCCUAGAGUAUAUGCUCUAUACUACGCAAGGUGCUCUAAAAUAUUUCACGCUAGACAAUGUUAAGCCCUUUUUAAAUCCGAAAAUCUAACAAAAUAAUAUUCGGAGAGGAAGAGACUGAAAGAUACUUAACAGUUAACAGUCAUUAUUUACAUAAUAUUCCGUUGAUUACAUAAACUAUCCUUUGAAACGAGAGAGUCAGCCAUCUAUCUUGUGAUGUAAAAUGAGGCAAUGAAAUUGUCAUCGAAGUUCAAAGUAUUCAAAAUUAAAUUUUGGAAAGUAUUUCUAGCUAGUAAGAUUUUUGUAAUCAAAUGAAAGAAUAUUGAACGGUAUUUGAUACGAAGAGCUAUUACAUUUAGAUUCAUUUGAUAAGUAUUAUUGUUUUCGAAAAGAUUUUAUUUUAUGUUCAGAAUUUAUUUGGCAUUUGAGAUUUUCCGACGUUCAAAAAUUUUUGAAUGUUGGGAUAUAGGUGAUAAAUCGCUGGCUAUUUGAGCAUUUACUUACUGUGAUUUACUUUUCUUUGUCAUACAUAAUUUUAAGAUAAUUCUUAAUGCAGAUUUAUAAGACAAUGUGAUACAUCGAAUCCCUAAAUAGUGGAAAAAUUUUUGAAAGUAUUUCUGAGUAAUGUAGGGUACCAGCUUAAAGAUAAAAUCAGAACUGUAGUUUUUGAAAAGUCUGAACUAAAUAGAUAUUUAUCUAUUUGCAGUUAUUUUUACUUAAAAAAUAAGUUGAAACCAAAAAAUUUAGAAUAAGUGCUUCGUAGCUGAAUUUUUAUAAAAAAAAAAUGCGGUGACAUUCUCAGAAUUA
Molecule: messenger RNA, 3106 nt
Organism: Venturia canescens
Lineage: Eukaryota; Metazoa; Arthropoda; Insecta; Hymenoptera; Ichneumonidae
Exons: 2
Coding region: 83-2191 (702 amino acids)
Biological process (GO): DNA recombination; DNA integration
Molecular function (GO): DNA binding
Source: RefSeq, a predicted model, not a curated record